Messenger RNA from Monascus purpureus, 1939 nucleotides. Lineage: Eukaryota; Fungi; Ascomycota; Eurotiomycetes; Eurotiales; Aspergillaceae. The record is from the annotation of a GenBank genome assembly.
GCUGUUGUUGAAUUGAUCCAUUCUCUUUCUUUCUCUACCCCCUUACCCUCCUGGUUGCGCUGAUCAGCCGUCUUUCUGACCGGAAGACAACCACAAAUACCCCGUCAUGUCUUCCGACCAGCAGAACCUUCAUUUCGAGACCCUCCAGCUCCAUGCUGGGUGCGUUUUCUUGGCUUGCAUUAACAAUAUAUUCAUGCUGACCGCUCUCAAGUCAGGAGCCUGACUCCGCAACCAAUGCCCGCGCGGUCCCUAUCUAUGCCACCACUGUUCGUUCGAUUCUUUAUGGCAAUCCCAAUUGCUUUCCUACCAUCCACUUACAAUUAUGGACUAGUCCUUCGUCUUCAAUGACUCCGCUCACGGAGCUAGGCUCUUUGGCCUCAAAGAAUUCGGAAACAUCUACAGUCGAAUUAUGAACCCGACGGUAGAUGUCUUCGAAAAGCGCAUUGCGGCUCUCGAGGGCGGUGUUGCUGCCGUCGCAACCUCGUCCGGCCAGGCAGCCCAGCUUCUGGCGAUUGCGGGACUUGCUCACGCCGGUGACAAUAUCGUAGCGACGAGCAACCUGUACGGUGGUACCUACAAUCAGUUCAAGGUUCAAUUUGCUCGGUUUGGAAUCCAGACCAAAUUCGUUCAGGGAGAUAAAGCCGAGGACAUUGCCGCUGCCAUCGAUGAUCGUACCAAGGCGGUCUACCUAGAGACCAUUGGGAACCCCCGUUAUAAUAUACCGGAUUUUGAAGCUAUCGCCAAGCUUGCGCACGAGAAGGGCGUUCCAGUGGUGGUUGACAACACAUUCGGUGCUGGUGGCUAUUUCGCUCGCCCCAUCGAACAUGGUGCCGACAUUGUUGUGCACAGUGCGACCAAAUGGAUUGGCGGGCACGGGACGACAAUUGCCGGUGUCGUCGUUGACGGCGGAAAGUUCGACUGGGGUAAGCAUUCCGCACGCUUCCCACAGUUCACUGAACCUUCGGAAGGCUACCACGGCUUGAAGUUUUGGGAGACCUUCGGACCCCUUGCUUAUGCUAUCCGUGUCCGUGUUGAGCUUCUUCGCGACCUUGGGCCGUCUCUGAACCCAUUUGGAGCGCAGCAACUCCUAUUGGGUUUAGAGACACUCAGCUUGCGUUGUGAACGACAUGCUAGCAAUGCUCUCGCUCUUGCUCGCUGGCUCGAGAAGAAUGAGAAUGUUAGCUGGGUCUCUUACCCCGGAUUGGAGAGUCAUCCUAGCCACGAAACUGCCAAACGCUAUCUGAAGCGGGGAUUCGGUGGUGUUCUGUCAUUCGGUGUCAAGGGAGGAGGUGCAGCCGGUGCCCUGGUUGUUGAUGGCUUUAAGCUGAUCUCCAACCUUGCCAAGUAAGUUUCUCUCUCUCUUUGUGGAGGGCCCCCAUUCUAACCAACUUACAGUGUUGGAGACUCAAAGACUCUUGCCAUUCACCCAUGGUCCACCACUCACGAGCAACUCUCGGAGCAAGAACGUAUUGACUCGGGUGUGACUGAGGAUGCCAUCCGCAUUUCUGUCGGUACUGAGCACAUCGAUGAUAUUAUCGCCGACUUCGAGCAGUCGCUCGCGGCAGCAAACAAGACUGCUUUGCCGGAAAGAGCAGUUCAGUAGGGUAGUGCGUCAGUCGAGCAGAGAAGCCGGUCUACAGAACAGUUCUAUAGCGAGGAGGUUGAUCCAAUACCCGUGAACCUGCCAGAAGGGAUUGCUGCUCGCCUAGAAGGAAGAAACUGUUUAAAAUACUAAGGGAAGCGUCGCAGGUUAUCAUCAUCCCUAUCGCGACAACGAUACUACUACCUAGGUGAAAUAGAGUAAGCAUGUUUGUACAUAGUUUAUGGAGAUUAUUUCUUGGCAUGAAAUGUUACGAAUUUCUCCAGUCACAUUCAUUACAUUGUUUGCUGUGGAAAUAGAGACAAGAAAAAGAGGAAUAUAAUAAUAUGCCAUGAUUUU